Menidia menidia (Atlantic silverside) is the source of this 5823-nucleotide messenger RNA. The record is from the annotation of a GenBank genome assembly. Lineage: Eukaryota; Metazoa; Chordata; Actinopteri; Atheriniformes; Atherinopsidae.
AGGCCAGUAGAAGACCGUGUGGACCAUACAUCAACGAGCAUGGAGUUCCCGCAACAGCAGAAACCGGCGGGGGAUGGAAAGAUUAUCUAUCCGCCCGGAGUCAAAGAGAUUACUGACAAAAUCAGCAACGAUGAGGUGGUCAAACGAUUAAAGAUGGUGGUGAAGACCUACAUGGACAUGGAUCAAGACUCUGAAGAGGAGAAGCAGCAGUAUCUCGGCCUGGCACUCCACCUCGCCUCAGAGUUCUUCCUUAGGAACCCCAAUAAAGAUGUGCGGCUGCUGGUCGCCUGCUGUCUGGCUGACAUCUUCAGGAUCUACGCCCCCGAGGCCCCGUACACCUCCCACGACAAACUCAAGGACAUCUUCCUGUUCAUCACCAGACAGUUAAAAGGACUAGAAGACACAAAGAGUCCCCAGUUCAACCGAUACUUUUAUCUUCUGGAGAACUUGGCCUGGGUGAAGUCGUACAAUAUCUGCUUCGAACUGGAGGACUGCAACGAAAUCUUCAUCCAACUCUUCAAAACGCUCUUCUCUGUCAUCAACAACAGCCAUAACCAGAAGGUGCAGAUGCACAUGAUGGACCUGAUGAGUUCUAUCAUCAUGGAGGGAGACGGAGUCACGCAGGAGCUGCUGGACACAAUCCUAAUCAACCUCAUCCCUGCACACAAAAAUCUGAACAAGCAAGCGUACGAUCUUGCAAAGACUCUGCUGAAGAGGACGGUCCAGACCAUCGAGACGUGCAUCGCCAACUUCUUCAAUCAGGUUUUAGUGAUGGGAAAGUCCUCCGUCAGUGACCUCUCCGAGCACGUCUUUGACCUCAUCCAGGAGCUGUUUUCCAUCGACCCCCUGCUGCUUACCUCUGUCAUGCCGCAGCUGGAGUUCAAACUCAAGAGCAACGAUGGCGAGGAGCGACUGGCCGUUGUGCGGUUGCUGGCAAAGUUAUUCGGGGCCAAAGACUCGGAGCUGGCCUCGCAGAACCGACCGCUGUGGCAGUGCUUUUUAGGACGGUUCAACGAUAUCCACGUCCCAGUCAGGCUGGAGUGCGUGAAGUUUGCCAGCCACUGCCUCAUGAACCACCCAGACUUGGCGAGAGACCUGACAGAAUAUCUGAAGGUGCGCUCCCACGAUCCAGAGGAAGCCAUCCGCCACGACGUCAUCGUCACCAUUAUCAACGCCGGCAAGAAAGACCUCAACCUGGUCAAUGACCAGCUGUUGGGCUUCGUGCGGGAGAGGACCCUCGACAAGAGGUGGCGUGUGCGUAAGGAGGCCAUGAUGGGCCUGGCUCAGCUCUAUAAGAAAUACUGCCUGCACCACGAGGCCGGAAAGGAGUCGGCCCUGAAGAUCAGCUGGAUCAAAGACAAACUGCUGCACAUCUACUACCAGAACAGCAUCGACGACAAGUUGUUAGUGGAGAAGAUUUUCGGUCAGUUCAUGGUGCCUCAAAAUCUUGACACAGAAGAGAAGAUGAAAUGUUUGUACUACCUUUACGCCUGCCUGGACACCAACGCCGUCAAGGCUCUGAAUGAGAUGUGGAAGUGUCAGAACAUGCUCAGGGGACUUGUCAAAGAGCUGCUUGAUCUUCACAAGCUGCCAGUGUCUGAGGCCAAUAACACAGCGAUGUUUGGGAAGCUCAUGAGUAUCGCCAAAAACUUACCAGAUGCUGGAAAAGCCCAAGACUUUAUGAAAAAAUUCAAUCAAGUUCUGGGUGAGGACGAGAAGCUCAGAGUCCAGCUGGAGAUGCUCAUCAGUCCGACCUGCUCCUGCAAGCAGGCCGAGAUCUGCGUGAGGGAGAUCACUCGGAAGCUGACAUUCCCAAAACAGCCCACCAACCCCUUCCUGGAGAUGGUAAAGUUCCUGCUGGAGCGGAUCGCCCCCGUUCACAUCGACUCUGAGGCUAUAAGCGCAUUGGUAAAACUGCUGAACAAAUCUAUCGAAGGCACGGCCGAUGACGACGAGGAGGGCGUGACCCCCGACACGGCAAUCCGCUCUGGACUGGAGCUCCUUAAGGUCCUUUCGUUCACACAUCCCACCGCGUUCCACUCAGCCGAGACGUACGAGUCUCUGCUGCAGUGUCUGAAGAUGGAGGACGACAAAGUGGCAGAGGCAGCCAUCCAGAUUUUUAGGAACACCGGGCAGAAGAUUGAGACGGAGUUACAGCAGAUAAGAUCGACGUUGAUUCCCAUCCUGCAUCAGAAAGCCAAGCGGGGCACUCCACAUCAGGCCAAGCAGGCUGUCCACUGCAUUCACGCCAUCUUCAACAACAAAGAAGUUCAGCUGGCUCAGAUUUUUGAGCCUCUGUCGCGUAGUCUCAAUGCAGACGUCCCCGAGCAGCUCAUCACUCCGCUCGUGUCCCUGGGACAUAUAUCCAUGCUCGCUCCAGAUCAGUUUGCCUCUCCAAUGAAAUCCAUAGUGGCUAACUUCAUUGUUAAGGACUUGCUCAUGAAUGACAGGUCGGUGGGGAACAAAAACGGGAAGCUGUGGACCACUGAUGAGGAAGUCUCUCCAGAGGUGCUAGCAAAGGUUCAGGCCAUCAAGCUGCUGGUUCGUUGGUUACUAGGUAUGAAGAACAACCAGUCCAAGUCGGCGAACUCCACGCUCCGCCUGCUGUCAGCCAUGCUGGUCAGCGAGGGUGACCUCACAGAGCAGAAGAAGAUCAGGUACUCGGAACAGGCCGCUUUGGCCGUUACUAAAUCCGACAUGUCCCGCCUGAGGCUAGCUGCAGGUGGAGCCAUUAUGAAGUUAGCUCAGGAGCCCUGUUACCAUGACAUCAUCACACCCGAGCAGUUUCAGCUCUGCGGCCUCGUGAUCAAUGACGAGUGCUACCAGGUCCGGCAGAUCUUCGCCCAGAAGCUGCACAUGGCCCUCGUCAAACUGAUGCUGCCCCUGGAGUACCUGGCAGUUUUCGCUUUGUGUGCCAAGGACCCGGUGAAGGAGCGCCGCGCCCACGCCCGACAGUGCCUCCUCAAAAACAUCUCCGUCCGCAGGGAGUACAUCAAACAGAAUCCCCUCGCUCAGGAAAAACUCGUCUCUCUCCUUCCUGAGUACGUCGUACCAUACAUGAUCCACCUGCUAGCCCACGAUCCAGACUUCACAAAGCCCCAUGAAUAUGAACAACUCAAAGACAUCAAAGAGUGCCUGUGGUUCAUGUUAGAGGUGCUGAUGACCAAGAAUGAGAACAACAGUCACGCCUUUCUAAGAAAGAUGGUUGAGAACAUUAAACAGACCAAGGAUGCUCAGUGUCCCGAAGACGCGAAGGCCAACGAGAAACUGUACAUUGUCUGCGACGUUGCCCUCUUUGUGAUCGCCAACAAAAGCACCGCAUGUCACCUGGACAGCCCGAAAGAGCCUGUGCUACCCUCCAAGUUCUUUCUCAUACAAGACAAGGCAAGAAAUGCACACACACACACACACAAAAGAUGCACACAAGCUAUGGAUAUAAUAGACUUCAAAAAUGAUAAAGAGUACCUGAUGCCCGAGAUGAGACAAAUGCUCCUCACUGGAAAGCCGAAACCUGCUCCAGUGCUGGCAGCCGUCAACAAACCCCUGACGGUACCAGGGCGGAGGGUUUUCCCCAAAACCACCGCGGCCUCAGACGCGUCCAGUAACACCAGCACCAACUCCUCUCCGCUGAGCUCCACAAUCAACAAGAACAGCUCAACCACCGAGUCCUCGGAGAGCCGAGCCCAGGAAAAUAACGAGAACCCGGUCAUCAAGAACGACGAGGGCAAGAAGGACGAGCCCGGUCAGAAAGCGGCUCCCGAAACCAGGACAGAAGCGUCGCCGGCGAAGCGGCGCGGGCGCCCCCCCAAAGCGGCCACCGUGGCCCCGCCGUCGGCCGAGAAAGAGGGAACGGUGGCCGCCGCAGGGGGCGGGGCCGGCAGGGGCAGGAAGAGGGCGGCCGACUCCAACCAGUCCACAGAGUCCAUCAACGCCAAGGUGUCAAAGCAGCAGAACGACGAAGGGACAAAGAGACAGAUCGACCUGCAGAGGUAAAGAGAGAGACCACUGAAGGUGAAAUGGAGACUGUAGAGAAUGGGCCACACUCUUCCUCAUACCUCUCCCUACCCCCGACGUACAGGCUCCUCCGACUAUUAGAGCUUUCCCGGAGAAAUCAUGGACCUUUCUUAAAAAAAAAACCUUAAAAAAACACACAAAACAAACACUGAAUAUACAAACGCACGCACGCACGCACGCACACACCGACUUCCUAGAGGGUUUAAGACACCUUGUAGUCAUGGAUUUGAAGCUCGCUGUAUGUAGGUCUUACAAAGAAACAUGAUAUUUUUUUCCUUUGUGUUUGUUGCUCUUUGCUUCUUUUGUGGAGCCAUUUUUAAGAAAAACAAGAAAAAAACUACAGGAUGGACAUUUUACAAACGUUUUAAUCUGGUUAUGAUUGUUGCUUAUUAAAUUCCCUGGGAUAUAUCCCACCCUGUUGACUCCCGACCUCUUCCUCUUUGUGUCCGUUGCACGGUGUUGUGGGUGUGGCGCUCCACGGUUUUACAGGUGUGAGUUUGUAUCUGCCAACUUUUUCAAAAAUAUCAAGACAGUUGAUUAUUUUCAGCGAAUCUUUAAAACAAAAAAAACAGUUUUCUAAACUUUGUUACGUUAAGGUGCUUGGCUGUAGCAUCACAAUGCCAACCUGAGCACGAGGCCUUUAGAUUCAUUUCCAGCGUGCUGACUGGACAAACUUCGGUCCAUCGUUUCUCUAAAAUGAACUGGCUUUUCUUUUUUUUUUCUCUUUUUUUUCCAUUUAAACAGCAUUAAUACUCUACUUUGUAACGCAUAAAUGAUCUAUUACUUUACAUGUGUUUUUGUCAUCUUUUUCAGUUACAUUUAUUUUUAUUUUUAAGGAUCUUGUCACUUUUCUGUCGGGUAAGUGCUGCCUUUUAGCGUCGAGCGAGAGGAAAACCUUACGGGUUAACAGGUUAUUUUUUUGUUGAAGUUAAAAGUAUGCCUAUUCUCAUAUUUAAAGAAACCCCCCCUGCCAAAAAAAAAAAAAAAUAAAAAUUUUUUUUUGAUUUGGGUUUUGUUUUGACGGUUGUGUUUUGAGGUGCGGCUUUCAGAAAUGCAGGCAAACUUGUUUGUUUUUUCUCCACUUUUUUUCUUUUUUAAUCAAAAGGAACAUGACACUGUCACAAUAAAUAACCAUGCUGUUUGUACUGCUGAUGCUUUCUUCCGCGCAAAAGGAAAUAAGUCUCGGUCCAGAUGGAGAAACUGAGACGCGACAUCCCCCCCUCCCUUUUGUUUUUAUGCUUUGUCAUCGUGCAAUAUUGUACAUAGAACGCCAGGAAGACGGGGUAGAUCCAGCCAGCAAAGGUGCCCCCUCUGUGGUAACAACAGCUCUUUCAUAAGGAACCGAAAGCUAUUUACAAGGAGAUCGUGUGUACAUUCUCUCUGCUUCUCCUCUUUCUUUUGUUUUUGGCUCUGCACGCCCGCCUCGCCGUCGGCAGAGGGGAGGAUGAACUAACGUCGGGACCGUGGAGCACCGCUGUGCCCAGAGGGGCCGAGUGGGAGGUCAGGAGAAAGGAAAAUAAAUCUGUAAUCGCAGACGACCCCUCGGUCCAAUGCAUGUGCACCUUUUUUUUUUCUUUUCUUCGCCUCUGUAAACUCGAGCAUCAUUUUAAUUUAUGUUCUCGUAUCCUUGAAAAACACUGCAAUCCUCAAACACAACAGAGGCAUUCCAGGCCUCUUAACACUCCAAACAUGAGAUAUCUUCUUUUUUUUUGGCUCUGUCGUAAAGCACAUUCAGGUGUGUUGGACAUCACCUUUAUCUAUAUCUUUAUGGCCAACAUUCUGACUCGGUGACCCAUUUUGCGCCGUUCC